AUGGUUUCAUACGAUUUUUACAAAGAAAACUGUGCAUCUUCAUCUUUACCGAAAGUUGAAUGUAUUGUUCGAGCAAGAAUUCCAAUGGCAUCUGGAGUUCAUCAUUUUCUUCAUUUGUACCAUAAUAAUACAGAUAAAAAAGAGCAUCUUGCUAUAGUAUUUGGAGAUAGAAUCCAAAGUACAUCUUUGCACCGUGUCAAAAAUGGGGAAACAGAAAGUGAUAGGAUGAUUAGAGGAGCGUAUAACGGAAAACUUUAUCCAGGCCGAAGAUUCUCUACAGAAAAGUCUGUAGAAGAUAAAUCAUCUUUAUUUCCAAAGAUACCUCUUGUAAGGAUUCAUUCUGAGUGUUAUACUGGUGAAACAACAUGGUCUGUAAGAUGUGAUUGUGGAGAACAACUUGAAGAAGCAAGACAAUUGAUGACUUUAGAAGGAGAGGGUGUGAUUGUAUAUUUGCGUCAAGAAGGACGCGGUAUUGGUUUACAAGAGAAAUUAAAGGCGUAUAAUCUUCAGGAUUUAGGAAAGGAUACAGUACAAGCUAAUCUUUUUUUAAGACAUCCUGUAGAUGCACGUACAUAUGGAAUUGCUACGGCUAUUCUCUUAGAUUUAGGAUUGAAGGAUAUAAGACUUUUAACUAAUAACCCGGAUAAAAUCAAAUCUAUUGAAGGUCCUCACAAAGAAUUAAAUGUUAUAGAACGUAUUCCAAUGAUCCCAAAAAUUUGGAAAAGUGGUUUCAGAAAUGGAAUAGCCGAAAUAGAACAAUAUUUAUCAACCAAGGUUGAAAAAAUGGGACAUUUAUUAAAAAAACCAUAA
Molecule: messenger RNA, 810 nt
Organism: Pneumocystis jirovecii RU7
Lineage: Eukaryota; Fungi; Ascomycota; Pneumocystomycetes; Pneumocystales; Pneumocystaceae
Product: GTP cyclohydrolase II
Exons: 3
Coding region: 1-810 (269 amino acids)
Biological process (GO): riboflavin biosynthetic process
Molecular function (GO): GTP cyclohydrolase II activity
Source: RefSeq, a predicted model, not a curated record